Molecule: messenger RNA, 675 nt
Organism: Cottoperca gobio
Lineage: Eukaryota; Metazoa; Chordata; Actinopteri; Perciformes; Bovichtidae
Product: GTP cyclohydrolase 1 2-like
Exons: 6
Coding region: 1-675 (224 amino acids)
Biological process (GO): tetrahydrobiopterin biosynthetic process; tetrahydrofolate biosynthetic process
Cellular component (GO): cytoplasm
Molecular function (GO): GTP binding; GTP cyclohydrolase I activity; zinc ion binding
Source: RefSeq, a predicted model, not a curated record
AUGGAGUAUCAACAUGCUUCAGAGAUGAAUGUAAGCGUUGACAAGUACCUGAAAAUAUGCAAACAUAAUGGUUUGUGUAGAGAAGAGAAGGACUCCAAGGAUGCUAUAGAUUCAAACAAGCUGUCUCACAUUGAGAAGGCUUAUACUACCAUACUGAGUGAGCUUGGAGAGGACGUCGACCGGGACGGACUUCUUCGUACACCACUACGUGCAGCCAAAGCAAUGCAGUUCCUCACCAAAGGCUACAAAGAAACAACUCAAGAUAUCUUGAAUGAUGCAAUCUUUGAUGAAAACCACGACGAGAUGGUAAUUGUCAAGGAUAUCGAGAUGUUUUCUCUCUGUGAACAUCACCUGGUGCCCUUCUUUGGCAAGGCUCAUAUAGCAUACCUGCCAAACAAGAAAGUGGUUGGCCUCAGUAAGCUUGCUAGAAUUGUUGAGAUCUACAGCAGGAGGCUUCAAGUUCAGGAGCGUCUAACCAAACAGAUUGCUUCAGCCAUCUCUGAGGCGUUGGAGCCAGCUGGAGUAGCAGUGGUGAUAGAGGCUGUCCACAUGUGCAUGGUGAUGAGAGGUGUGCAGAAGAUUAACGCCAGCACUGUUACAAGUGUCAUGCUGGGAACAUUUCAUGAUAAUCCCACCACCAGGAAGGAGUUCCUUUCUCUUACAAUGAGGAAGUGA